Gadus macrocephalus (Pacific cod) is the source of this 2138-nucleotide messenger RNA. RefSeq names its product NudC domain containing 1 (gene nudcd1). The transcript has 10 exons. The record is from RefSeq and is a predicted model, not a curated record. NCBI's taxonomy places the organism in Eukaryota, Metazoa, Chordata, Actinopteri, Gadiformes, Gadidae. Bases 85 to 1830 code for a protein of 581 amino acids.
GCGCCUCGUGUGCAACAAACAGGAAGCCCGUCCUGUAAACACUUCUCCAUGUGUGAAUGAGCUGCGUGUGAAUCAAAAUAAGAUAUGUCUUCGCCAAAUUAUUCACUCAAGGUCAACAGAGAACUAUUAGAUCCUAACUUUGAAAGUUAUAGAUUGUCUCUGGAUCCCAUACCAAGUUACAACGUUGAGCUCGAUGCCGCUGUGGAAGAGGUGAAGUUGAAGGACACUCAGUACACCCUUGAUCAUGUGCGGGCCUUCGGCAUGUACAACUAUCUACACCUGGACCCCUGGUAUCCAGACAGCGUGUUCUUUGUGGAUUGUAAAGGAAGAGUCCUCAACCUGACAGUGACUUUGGACACGGCGCUGGGGAAGCCCAAGGAGGUGUUCCGGCUGAGCCCCGACGGAGGCUGUGAGGAGCCGCUGUGCCCCUCCCUCAGCCUCCCCUCGGCCAGCUGGGCGGCGCUCUCUGACGGCACGGGGAGGCUGUACCUGCUGCGCACCAGCCAGAGGGGGGAGAACUCCCACCUGCAGUGGGAGCCCCAGUUCAACCAGCAGAUGGGCGAGCCCUUCGUCAUCCUGCACAGCCUGGCCCACGUCCAGGGGGGGGUCCACAGCCUGGAGGUGCUGCUGCUGCGGGUGCAGAAGGACCCCCAGGAGAGCAAGGGCAGCGGCUUCUCCGUGACCCUGGAGUGGAUCACCGUCGCCGCGCAGGACCAGGGGAAGCGCUACGAGGUGCGGACGCGGCGGCUGCUGACGGGCAAGUCGGUGCCCCACUACGCGGCUCUGGAGCCCCAGGGCCGGGGCCUGAUGGUGGCCUCGGAGAAGCCCUUCGCCUGCACACACCUGGACGGGAAGGCCGUGGAGACGCCCGCCGACGGGGCCCCGGAGGCGGGGGCCGCAGACCCUCUGUAUUUCUGGCAGCAGACGGCGGAGGACGUGACGGUGUCGGUCCGCAUGCCCGAGGGCUUCUCCAAGGACCAGGUCCAGUUCCGGCUGGCGGGGGGCUCCCUCAGCGUGGGGGUCCAGGGCUUCGCCCCCAUCCUGGAGGGCGCGCUGCACGCCGCCGUGGACCCGGAGGCCAGCGCCUGGGUCAUCAAGGACAACAAGAGCCUGGAGGUGACCCUGCAGAAGCUGGAGGAGGGCUCCACGUGGCCGGAGCUGGUCCCGGGGGACGGCCGGGGGGAGUACGUGGUGAGCGAGGAGCAGGCGGCCCUGAUCCACGAGAGACUGACCUACCUCACGGUGGACGACCUGAAUGCAAAUGGUGAGGCAGAGAAGCCUCCCUGCAACUCUCAGGAGCUGGAGGACUGCGACGGGUUCCCAGAGGACAGCUCCAGCCUCACACACUUUGAUGGAGGGACCCUGCAGCCCACUCAGGUGGUGAAUCUGGGGAGCCACCAGUACCUGUUCACGGUGGACGCCGACCCCUCCGAGAUGCCCUGUCUGUGCCUCCGCCACGACGUGGACGCCCUGGUGUGGCAGCCCCGCCCCGGCCAGCCCGACGCCAUGUGGGAGCACAUCGCCACCUUCAACGCCCUGGGUUACGUCCAGGCGUCGAAACGGGACAAAAAGUUCUCGACAUGCGCUCCGGACUUCUCGUACGCGGCGCUGGGCGAGUGUCUCCGCCGCGCGUUCAUCUACCGGCAGCCGGCGCCCGUCGACACGGUGCUGUUCAACCGCAAGCAGGGCCGCCAGGUGGGGCAGGUCGCCAAGCAACAGGUGGCCAGCCUGGACUCGGCCGACCCGGUGUUGGGCUUCAGGGCCUCCAACGAGAGACUGUUCGUCCUGACGGAAAAAAACCUCUUCGUGCUCAAGGUCAACAACAACUAGGUCAAGGUCAACAACAACUAGGUUUGAAACUCGGAGGGUUGACCAAUCACGAACCUCCGAACACAGGGACUGUCUCCUUCCAUAGGCUUCCAACUUCGAAUCGGCUGGGAUUUAAUAUGGUAAAGGAGUGCGAUUACACGUGAUGGACUAUAGGGGGUGCUGUUUCUGUCGUUUCGUUGUCGUGUUCGGUUACUCUUUAAAACUGAAGCCAUUCUGAAGAAUCAUCCAUUCCAAAGUGAUACGUGAUCCAACAGCUUUUAUUGUGUCUUUAUGUGCAGUGUCAUUAAAUCAACUGUUGUAGAUGGGGA